Molecule: messenger RNA, 3753 nt
Organism: Polistes canadensis
Lineage: Eukaryota; Metazoa; Arthropoda; Insecta; Hymenoptera; Vespidae
Exons: 7
Coding region: 179-3505 (1108 amino acids)
Source: RefSeq, a predicted model, not a curated record
UGAUGAUUUUAAACAAACGUUCUUUAUAAAUAAUAUAUUUGUACGUAAUAUAAUUUUUGUGUGUUUAGAACGAAAGUGAUCCAUCAAGAUGAAUUGAAAGGGGGAGAGGGGAAGUUCUGGAACAAUCCUAAAUAAUUUGUUUUCUUUCAAUGAUACGUAUCCAAAAGUGGAAAGAAAGAUGUCCGUUGCUAGAUUGCCUUGUUAUGGGGAUGGUUUCCGAUUGGCUGGCCCACCAUCGGAAUGUUCACUUCGAAGCAAGGCUAGAAUCGAUGCCCUCUUCGAGGAUUGCAGAUCAAUUUGCAGUUCUACUCUCGGUGGGUGGUACGCUGGUGUCUCGACCGUUACUUCGGUUCAUUGCGAAGAUCAAAGUUUUGAAGAACAAAAAAGAGUUAACAGUGCGGUCCAAGCAAGAAUCGAAGCGAUGUUUGCUUCCGUGGAGGCUGAAAGCGGAACACCAGGAGAAUGCGCAGCUGCCAUCUUGCCGGUGAAGUACAUGGGUGCUGCUCCAGUUGGUGGUCGAGUAGCUAGCAUUCGUGGUCUUCAAGAACCUCUUCGUCAGCUUUUAGAAAAAAUCGAUGGAUCAAUCCAAGCGGAAUUAGAAGUCUCCAGACGUGGAUUGACAUUUCGAACCAGUGAAACAUGUGAGAAGAACAAUCCCUUUCGUAGAAUAGCCGUUUGGAGUGCAUUGAGACUUCGAUGUAGGAAAAUUCCAUCAGGGGAGUCUCAUUAUGCUUUCUUGCCACUGGUUGGAGAUACUGAUCAAGGUCAAGGGGCCGAGGACAAGCACGCUGACCUCUAUAGAACAAUGCGUGGUUUAAAAAGUAACGUUGAUGUUUAUCCACCAAUCUUCGCUGUGGUAAUGAGACGAGCAGGAGCAGCAAGAUUAUUGGAGUGUCAUGCAUUUGCUUGUCAAACGGAAGAAGAUGCUGUUGCUGCUGCGGCUACUUUGUACAGAGCAUUAUUAGCUGAUCUUGAUGGAAAUCGAAGAAGACCUAGACAUACAAAUGGUUUGGGUUGCGUUAGUUUGGCAUCGGUUGUUUCCAGCGUACGAGAAGCUAGUCCAAGUAACAAAAGCAAUUUAUUAACAUCACCGUUACCAAAACCGAACAUUCCACCUCAUCCGAUAAGGCCACCGAGGUCGAAAAAAAAUUCUAUUUCGAAUUCAGCCACCGAAGACGAGAGCAACAAGUCCAUUGGUGUUCAGAAAGCACCGAGAAGAAAAAAGAAAACCAUUUCGGACGUUCAAGCUGAAGACAUACUCGAAGCUAGAGGAUGUAGAAGAGAACCAGUCAAACCGGACAAGCCGGUGAGCUUAAUUCAAAAGAAUUUGGAACAGUUUGAGAAGAAGGAUAAUAUUAAAUGUUCGAAAGAUCAUCAGCAAACCGAGAAAAACGAGAUGGAUCGAGCAAGUAGUCGUAUUGAUAAGAUCUACGAUGAUAAAACCAGCAAUAGCAUUUAUGGAAUCCAAUCUAACAUUUAUGAAAAAUUAUUAUCAUCUAGAAGGAGCAACGAUCUUGAUACUAAUUCGAGAUCUAUUUACUUGCCAGGAAGAAAAGACGAGGUUGUUUCGUCGAGUGAACAAAAUUAUGGAUCUUACGAUUUUUCUCGAAGAGGUCUUGACGUUGAAAGUACCAUGGAAUCUUAUUCGAAAAAAUCUGAUUGUUUUCCGAUUUACGAUAGAAUUGACAAAUCAUCGAGCACGAAGAAUCCGAUUUAUAUGCAAAGUACGAAGAGCGAUCGACAGAGGAUCUACGAGGAACACUUCAGAGACGCGGAAAAGAUCUAUAGUCUUGAUCAAGAGGAUAUUUACGUUGGCGGCAAUAAAAAGAUAGAUCGUGGACAAGUCCACAGUUCUCAAGAUAAUGUUUUCUUCUCGAGGAAUCGUAAAAAUGAUACGUACGAUGACUGUAGAAAGAUUCCUCAAGAUAAACACUGUUCCAGGAACAGAGAAAAAAAUACAUCUUCCGGGACAAAACUCUGUAGAGUUGUUACCAUGGAUAAACCCUUGAAAAAGGCUAAUGUUUCUAAUGAUUUAGAAGUUGAUCCGAAGAUACCGGAAUACAGUCAACCUCGAGUUAGAAGGAGAAGUAGAGCUGGCAGCGAGCCACCAGUCGGUAGAACAGAAAGUACCAAGAAAAUUGUUCAAGAAAAUAAACUCAAGAGAUCUCAAAGUGAUCUUGACGUGGAAAGAGGGGAUUUAAUGACUAGAGUGGAAUUGCCUAGACGAGCGAGUUUCUUGAAACCUGGAAGUACCAGAAUAGCAAACAAUAUGAAAGGCGGUACUCCUUUGGGAUUUACUGAACUGUUUGAUGAAUUUAGAAAUCAGGAAGGCUUGACCAGCGUCGAUGAUAUCUUAGCAGCUAUUAUUGAUCCAGAAGGUAUGUCCUUUAACGAUCUCAAGCCACUUUACAAAGAAUUUUUAUUAAAACUUGCCGCAACUUUGACACAAGACGAGCUUUAUCAAAGAUCUGCUAGUAUAAUGAGAAGACGGCGUAGACCACAGAGAAGACGAUCUACUCGUCGGCCUUGUCUUUUAGGACGUGCUAUCAAGAGAUCCGUAUCGAGAUUAAAAGGUGGACCAACUGAAUUCACAUCAGUUAUUUUUCCUGCCAGAAGAUUGAACGACAGUUUUGGAAGUAGCUCGUCUUGUGAUGCUAGGAAUAAUCAUCGAAGUCGCGUGUUGGCUAGUAGGCAUGGGAAAAGACGAUCAUCCUGGAGAAUGAACAAAAAUGGACAGUGUCACACUACUUCGGAGGACAGUGACACGUGUAGACGAGCGAGUCGCAACACUGGAGCAGCUGCAAACAGAAGCAGCAGUGGUUACGUAAGUUGCAGCGAAUGCAGCUACGAUUCCGAAUCCUGCACCUGUAUCUCAGCGGAUAAAUGUUAUUGUUCCCUGUCCAGAAGACAACUCGUAGAGCCUAUCCUCCCGAAUACGGUAGUGUGUGCCUGCGACACGGACAGUUGCUCGGAAAGCAACAAAUGUUAUUGCGGAAAGACGCCUGUACGAUCCAACAUCUUGGAACAAUUGAGACAAAAAGGUAUUGUGCCUUCGGAGAGCACGUUAAGUAGAGGUGGAAGUCCUGAUAGAAUAACGUCAUCAAAAACCUCUAGGAGUCAUUCUUCUUCUCAUAACUCUGAAUUAUUGAAGAUUCAAUCCUCUCCUGUUUGUGGUAGCUCGGACAACUUAGCUUUGGAUUAUGACCUUUUCAGUCCAGGAAGAAAAUCUCAGCAAUCUUCUGAUAGCGAGAAGGUAUUGGUUGUAAGUGCCAGAGACACACAAGGUCGUUUGGUUUACGUUGGAGGUGCCGAACGAGAGAAGAAAUGUUUCUCUCAUGGUAACGUUAGAUCCGACGCUCAUCAUGAAGCACUCUCAAUAAAAAAGAGUGCUGAAAUUGCUGCUGUCUUUGGAUCAGAUUCGAAUAAAAUUUGUAGGAGGGCUAGUAACGCAUCCAGUAUCAAAAGUUCCAUCAGUUUGGAAGCUGGUUUAGGGUAUCUACCUUGAUGGUAAUGUUUCCUGCUCUGUCAAUGAGUUUUUAUAAUUAUAUCAAAACUUGAUCUCAAAGCUAUAUAGCUAAUUCAAGUUUAGUGAAGUAACAGAAGCAUAUUGUAGUCGAUCAAAGUUUAUUUCUUGAUUUCUAGUAUGAAGAGAAAGAAGAAAAUAACGCAUUAUAUAAUUUCUAUAAAAAUGGUACCUGUUGCAAAUAAAAAUAACAAGAAACGAAUGAUACCAUAUAUUAAAUAUACUUUGUU